Eimeria maxima is the source of this 1197-nucleotide messenger RNA. RefSeq names its product myosin, putative. NCBI's taxonomy places the organism in Eukaryota, Apicomplexa, Conoidasida, Eucoccidiorida, Eimeriidae. Gene Ontology annotation, molecular function: actin filament binding; ATP binding; microfilament motor activity. Gene Ontology annotation, biological process: actin filament organization; vesicle transport along actin filament. The transcript is spliced from 5 exons. The record is from RefSeq and is a predicted model, not a curated record. Gene Ontology annotation, cellular component: myosin complex; vesicle; actin cytoskeleton. The annotation marks the transcript as partial.
AUGGAGGCGAAGGCAAUAAGCAAGAAGGCAGGGGCGCCAGCCCCAAAGCCAAAGAUAAAGAGGAAAUAUUCAGAAGUACAAUUAGGUGAUUAUUUAAUAGGAUCACAAGUAUGGAUAAGAGACAAUAAAAAAGAAGAAUUAUAUACAUUAGCAACAGUAAAAAAAAUAGAGGGAACAACAUUAACAGUAGAAAUAGAUGGAGGUGUAACAAAAGAUGUACAACAAGAUGAAUGUCUUAAUGCAAAUGUUGGUGUUACACCAGAAACAUGCAAUGAUUUAUCUAAAUUGCCGCAUGCAAAUGAGGCUGCAGCCCUACAAAUUAUAAGGGAUAGGUAUCUUAAGGAUCAAAUCUAUACAUAUGCAGGCCGUUUAUUAAUAGCAAUGAAUCCUUUUAAAUUAAUUCCUGGUUUAUAUGAUUCUUCCUGCAUAACUCGUUACCAGAACAGUGACACCUCAAGAGGAUUUCCUAUUGAUUUACCCCCUCAUACUUAUUCAAUAGCACAAUUAGCUAUGGAUUAUUUACGUAUUAAUAAAGAAAAUCAAUCAUGUAUUGUAUCUGGUGAAUCAGGAGCAGGAAAAACAGAAACAGCUAGACAAUUAAUGCAAUAUUUUGCUACAGAUAAACAAGGAAAAGGAGGAUCUAAAAUACAAGAUAUUAUAUUAGGUGCUAAUCCUGUACUAGAGGCUAUAGGUAAUGCUAAGACAUUAAGGAAUAAUAAUUCAUCACGAUUUGGUCGUUUUGUUAAGUUAGAUGUAUCCCCUACAGGAGGAAUAAGAGGAGGAAUAAUAAAUAAUUAUAUGUUAGAAUUAUCUCGUAUAGAAUUUCAAUCUAAAGGGGAAAGAAAUUAUCAUAUUUUUUAUCAAUUAAUAAAAGGAUUAAAUAAUAAUGAUAAAAAUAAUUGUUUAUUUAAAAAUAUUCAUGAAUAUGAAUUUCUUAAUAAAAGUGAUUGUUAUGAAGUUGAUACUGUUGAUGAUCUUAAAGAAUUCAAUGAAGUACAACAACAAUUAGAUCAAUUAUUCACAAAAGAAGAAAAGCUGGCAUAUUUUCAGAUUCUUUCUGCUGUUCUUCUUUGUGGUAACAUUGACUUCGUUAAUGUACAAGCCAUGGGUACAGAUAAAGCAGCAAAGUUACGUAAUGAGACAGAGUUUGAACAAGUCGCUACUCUCCUAGGUGUCAAUAAAAGCUCUAUGUUAGAG